AUGAGUAAAGCAGAUCCGAUUCCGAGCGUUACUUCAAAUUUUGAAAACCCGACCGUUGAUCUAUUAGAGAAUAGGGCUUCUUCCGUGAAGAUCUGCAAAUUUAAAACCUCCGACGACGACGACGACGGAGUUACCAUGACGAGACGACGCCAUGGCUGGCAACGACCAUUUCAUCCAUUACAGAUUGUAGGAGCUGUUAUUUAUAGCAUUCUGGUUGCAACCUUCUACAUAUUCCUCGGCCUAUUCCUUGGGAAUCGAAUAGCUAUCAUCACGCUUCUUUCGGUCUUCUCUUUCGUGGCGGUGUCAGUUAUAGUUUUAUUCGUUCGGUGCACUGCGAUUGACCCCACGGAUAAAACUAGUGCUAGGAAGAAGAGAAGGUCUAAAUCCAAAGGAGUCUUGAUGAAGCUGAGAUUCAAGGUCGUUUUGAGUCAAGUUCUCGUGAGUUUUUUCAGGAGGUUAGAGAGGAAGAUCUUGAGGAAUUUCAUCAGACGGACGUAUUUGGAUCCAUGGAAGAGCAGCGUGCAGCUUGAACCUCUUCUUCCGUUUCCACUUGUCAUGAAUGAUGAUGAUUCCGUUACACCAGACCCUAAAGAGGAAGAAGAUGAUCUCUCUUAUUGCUCACUUUGUGAUUUAGAGGUCAAACGCAGCAGUAAGCAUUGCAGGACAUGUAACCGGUGUGUUGAAGGGUUUGAUCACCAUUGCAGGUGGCUCAAUAACUGCGUUGGGAAAAGGAAUUACACUACGUUCAUACUCCUGAUGGUGUUCGUCUUGCUCAUGCUGAUUAUAGAAGGUGGAACAGCCAUUGCCGUAUUCGUCAGAUGUUUUGUAGACAAGAAAGGAAUGGAAACCGAAUUGAAGAGAAGGCUUUACGUAGAGUUCCCUAGAUGGGCUCUUGCUACAAUAUCUGUUAUGUUGUUUUUGUUGACUGCAUAUGGCUCGGCUGCAAUGGGACAGCUUUUCAUCUUCCAUGUGGUUCUCAUUAGAAAGGGGAUGAGAACAUAUGACUACAUAUUAGCAAUGAGGGAAGAGAAUCAAAUUACAGAAGCUGAUCCUUUUGAUGAAUUAGACUCAUCUUCAGAUGAAAGCUCUGAUUUUGACUCGCCUGAAAGACCAAGACAAACGUUCAUCUCCAAGUUUAUGUGCAGGAAAUCAAAUGAGAAUCAGCAGAGACUAUCCAUAAAGAUUGAAGGAGGUGAUGGAGUUGCAGUGAUCAACAAGAAACCUGGUUUGCAUGUAAGCAUAAACCCAUGGAAGCUGAUAACUCUAAGCAGUGAAAAGGCUCUACAAGCAGCUGAGAAAGCAAAGGAAAGACUGAGGAAAGCGAAACCGGUUUCCGAAGAAGAUUCGAUUAAGCCACUUCCAUUAGAGACGAAAUUCGGACUUAUGCUAGACCAAGAGAAUAAUAGGAGUGUGUUGAUGACGCCAUCAACAUCUGCAGCAGUGAAGCUUCAGGUUUCACCAGGGAGAUUCUCUAGCCCAAGAAGAAGGUUCUCAGGCUCUUCUUCUUCUUCUUUCACUGUGCCAUCGCCGAAGCAGAAGUACAGGAGUAACUUUGACUUGAAGCUAACGGAAGUCUCUAGAGAGCUCGAGAGUUAUAUUUCAAGACAGUUGGUGGGCGUAACGAGUAAACCACCGAUGAGAGGCGUCAAAACGAUAAACCCUCAGAAGAAGAUAGAAGAAGCUGAUUCGAAUUCCGUCAAAGAAUCAGAUUACUAUGAAGGCGAACGUCUAACUCAUCUUAUCGGCUUGAUUCAAAGAGGAAUCGAGACGUCCAAGGUUUCGAAUGUGAACUCAUUGCCUGAGAAGAUAUGGCUUAAGCAACAAUUCGCUGUUGGGAUCAACGAAGUCACGCGUGUACUUGAGCGAAUGAAACCAAACACUGACCUCAGGCAACCUCCGGUUCUACUUCAGGUAGUGAUAGUAGUAGCAGACUGUAGACCGAGGAUGCUAACGAAGCACAUACCAAACUUAGCUGCUUCAAGGAACGUUCCGGUUCUCUUUAUCAGAGACAACAAACGAGCCUCACUCAGAUUGGGAGAGUUGGUUAAGCUCAAGACGGCUCUAGCCAUUGGUGUCAAGGCUAGAGGAAACGAUCUCAACCUAAUACUCCAACAGAUCCUUCCAAGAGAUUCUUCUUGA
Molecule: messenger RNA, 2139 nt
Organism: Microthlaspi erraticum
Lineage: Eukaryota; Viridiplantae; Streptophyta; Magnoliopsida; Brassicales; Brassicaceae
Source: the annotation of a GenBank genome assembly